Ictalurus punctatus (channel catfish) is the source of this 707-nucleotide messenger RNA. It is a transcript of the gene pyya, whose product is annotated as peptide YYa. Gene Ontology annotation, cellular component: extracellular region. The transcript is spliced from 4 exons. The coding region runs from base 171 to 464 and encodes 97 amino acids. The record is from RefSeq and is a predicted model, not a curated record. Gene Ontology annotation, molecular function: neuropeptide Y receptor binding; neuropeptide hormone activity. Lineage: Eukaryota; Metazoa; Chordata; Actinopteri; Siluriformes; Ictaluridae. Gene Ontology annotation, biological process: feeding behavior; neuropeptide signaling pathway.
ACCGUAUAAAAGCGCACGUGGAAGCAGUCCACACACACACACACUCACACACACCAACCAUCAACCAUCAUCAGCGAUCAGCGCGCGCCACUUGUUCAAGGACUUCGGCUGCAAUUAGAGCUCAAUUAGAGCCUUGAUCUCAAACCUCCAGCUCCAUCUCAACACCAGAAAUGAGUGUCAUGUUGAAGUCCUGGACCGUCGUCUUCGCCCUGUUCCUGUGCGUCCUCCUGUAUCUCAUCACCGUGGUGGACGCCUAUCCGUCCAAACCGGAGAACCCCGGAGAGGACGCGGCGCCCGAGGAGCUCGCCAAAUACUACACGGCUCUCAGACAUUACAUCAACCUGAUCACCCGGCAAAGGUAUGGAAAGAGGUCGACUCAGGAGGGAAGUCUGGCAGACCUGCUGUUCGGAGACAGCAAUGAGCAUAACCAGCGAUCAAGGUACGACGAGUCGUACAUGUGGUGAUGCUCGCUGCCGCCCCCUUGUCAGUCCCCUGGACGCCGUCCGGCCUUCGUUCUUCUUCCUCUUCUUCUUCUUCUUCUUCUUCUUCUUCUUCCUCCUCGUCCACGUUUCUCUCCAUCAGCAUAUCAAACUGUACAUAAUUUAUUACUAGCCAGAGAAACCGUGUCUCUGGAAACGUCACUGUGUCUUACGGAGGAUUCUGUUUGUACAUAUUAAUGACUGUGAUUAAAGGUUCACAUCAAGAUA